AUGGUCCACUACGCCAGCUGCACCACGGUGCUCCAGUCCCUCUCGAACGGCUACACUCUCGAGACGCAGAUCCAGGACCCGCCACCAACAUCGUCAGCGCCGGAUCAGCACGGGCCACGGGGCAUCGCUCUACUCGCCCAUCCCCUCGGUCGCCUCGGCGGCAGCCUGCACGACCCGGUGAUCCGGACGCUCUCGCACCGCUUGGUCACGCUAGGCUACCGCGCCGUCGCAUUCAACUCGCGCGGCGUCGGGCAGAGCUCCGGCUCGCCCUCCUGGACUGGCGCGGGGGAGUGCGAAGACAUCCAGCUGCUCCUUCGCCACUGCCUCGAGACAUGGAUGUCGGACUGCGAGCGGAGAGCAGAGAGGGAGGUGGACGUCGUCGUCGUCGGGUACUCGGCGGGCGGGCUGUACGCUUCGAAGCUCGACCUCGACCAGGCGCUCCGGGGCUACGAGCGCAGGUGCGAGGUGCGGCUUCGUCUCGUCCUCGUCUCCUACCCGCUCGACGUCGUGUGGGCCCUCUCCAUCUUCCGCACCGCAAGCUACACCGCUGGCCUCGAGAAGCUCCUGAUUCUCGAUCCCGCGACCGCGUCCGAGUCCUCGGAGUCGACAGCAACAGAGACAGUUGCGCCGCAUCCAGCCUCGCUCCUCGCUUUGUAUGGCGAUCAGGAUCAGUUCACAAAGGUCAGCAGCUACGACGCCUGGGUCGAGAGGCUCAAGUGCCUUGCCCAGGGCCAGGAACGGGUCACGGCCGUCAAGUUCCAGGGUGCCGAUCACUUCUGGCGGAGCAAAGAGCUGCUCGAUCAGCUGGCGGACACCGUCGAGCGGUGGCUCCAGACCGCGUCAUGA
Molecule: messenger RNA, 846 nt
Organism: Pseudozyma flocculosa PF-1
Lineage: Eukaryota; Fungi; Basidiomycota; Ustilaginomycetes; Ustilaginales; Ustilaginaceae
Exons: 1
Coding region: 1-846 (281 amino acids)
Source: RefSeq, a predicted model, not a curated record